ACCCGGGUUAAAACGUCACGCGCUGCUUCUCCCACCUUUCCUCUGUCUCCCUCAUCGCUCCCCACCAUCGCCGAAAGUGGCGGCACUACUAGUGGGCAUUCCAUCGAGUGCCACGCUCCGACCGUGCGACAGAACACGUUCGUCGCUCGCCGAGUCAGUCGAGCUCUGACACUACUCCCGAGUGGUCGGACUCUUGCGAGACGUUGAGCAAGAGAGACGUGUAAGACACACCGGCGUGUGGACUGCCUCUCUCUUUUUCUCUACACAACCUGCGAUUUCACGUUGUCGUGAUUCCUUGGAUUAUCACGAUCACGCGUCGAUCGACAGUGUGAAAUGAGGCUUUGAUACACCAGCACAAUAGACUAUUGGAUUAUCAGUGAAGUGAUACACCGAUCGAUACCGCCAGUGUUUGUACAUUAAACUAUUACUUGGCUUACGAGUCUGUGAUACAGAAAAUAAGAUCAAGAAUGGUGACCGGAGUGGGUACCACGAUGCCGACGGGCGGUGUCACCGUCGGCGCUACGCCACCCGCGCAACACGUGCCUCAGGAAGCUGGUCAGCCGCCAGCGCAGACUACCCCAACCGUGACAACUACGCGACGAUCUAGCGAAAACCGACGGAGCAAUAAACCUAUCAUGGAGAAGAGACGUCGCGCCCGUAUCAACAACUCUUUAAAUGAUCUAAAGACCCUUAUAUUGGACGCCAUGAAAAAAGACCCGUCAAGGCACUCAAAACUCGAAAAGGCUGACAUUUUGGAAAUGGCCGUGAAACAUAUGGAGAAUCUGCAACGGCAGUCCGUCGCUCUGACUGCAUCGGCGGAUCCGUCUAUCGUGAACAAAUUCCGCGCCGGUUUCACCGAGUGCGCCAGCGAGGUUGGCAAGUUUCCUGGUCUGGACGCCUCGGUGCGACGACGUCUGCUAGCUCACCUGGCCUCGUGCAUAGGUCCGGUCGAUGCCAACAGCAAUAACGGCCAAGUGACGACACAACAGCCUGUCCAACCUGCGCCGCCGACGACGCAGUUGCAAGUACACAUUUUGCCGCAAGUCGACGCGACUCCGCGGAUCCAAGUGCAACAGUCGAACGGCAUAUUCUUCACCAAUGCCAACGGCACCGGUCUGCAGUUGCUGCCGACCAGAUUGGCGAACGGUGACAUCGCCUUGGUGCUUCCGGCGGGCGCGAAAGCGACACCGGUUACGUCACCGUCGUCGUCACCAACGCCAACCUCACCGUUACCAACUUUAAUCCCCAUCCCCCAAAGAACGGCCAGCACAGCGUCAUCGUCCUCCUCCUCGUCCUCCGCCAGCUCGACGUCCACUUCGGCGGCGAGCCCGGUGACGUUCGAGGCGUCGCCGGUGUCUUUCCGGGAUCAAUCCACCGGCUAUAGCUCGAGCAACAGUCACAGGGACGUCGCGACGUCCCCGGCGAACGGCUAUACCAGUGAUCCAGAAUUCGAUCCGCGCAUCUGCAGUCCGCCCCUUCAGAAACCCCUCGCUCUGGUGAUGAGAAAGAGCGUGGUGCAGCCAGUGGAGGGAAAACCGUGGAGGCCGUGGUAAAAGGAAGACCCGAUGAAAACUGUUAAUUGUGUCGUGCAUGAAGUGAUACCUAACAAGCUUGUGUCGACGGCGAUCCGCGGCCGAUCGACCGCGGCCGAGAACUCGCUCGCCGUUUCAACGCCGAUUUACGUCGUCACGUAAACGGAACUCCGCGGAACGGAAACAUGUUCCUCAAUAAUGUAGAUCAUUGUAGACGCGGUCCCGUUCGCGAAAGAGAGAUCGUGACGCCGCUAAGUUAGACGAUCGUUAGAGAAGACGUGAAUUAUUCCCCCCUUCCUCUCAUCCCUUCGAGAGUCCGCGUACAGUCGGCCAGUAGCCAAUUGGUGGCAGUGCCUUAUUACUAGUGCCUUGUAAAUAUGUGUUACGAUUCUUUCUCAGCGUGUCGAACACAGAUGGUUCCUUCGUAUCACAAGAUUUUGCGUUGAUCCGUCUUUCUCUUUUUUUUUUUUCUUGACCUAUCGCCGCGUUCACCCGUCCUUUUCAUAUUUCGUUGAUCAUUUGUUGUAUAUAAAUUAUACGAAUAUUAUAUUUUAAGUGCCUUACGCAACAAGAAUCACCGAGGUCUUCCAUUCUGUUUCUUGUACGUAAAACUCUAGCCGAGUUGUAUGUCGUUGUAAGCGCGAAGAAUGUCCGUAAUCGAUAUGUGACUUAGAUUUUAGGAUUAAGAUGACUUGUGCGGAAUGCGAGUCCGUGCAACAGUGCAUACGUGUAUGUAAGGUGCGAAUGUGUAUACAACGCGUUAUUUAUAUUUAUACGAGUGCAAAAAGAUUAAAUUUAUAAGUCGUCUAGAAAAAGCGCAUAAUCUGCGCGAGAGCAUCAAAUAAACGUGUUGAUCUCUUUAUCAAAA
Messenger RNA from Odontomachus brunneus, 2400 nucleotides. It is a transcript of the gene hry, whose product is annotated as protein hairy-like. Gene Ontology annotation, cellular component: nucleus. NCBI's taxonomy places the organism in Eukaryota, Metazoa, Arthropoda, Insecta, Hymenoptera, Formicidae. Gene Ontology annotation, molecular function: DNA-binding transcription factor activity, RNA polymerase II-specific; RNA polymerase II cis-regulatory region sequence-specific DNA binding; protein dimerization activity. The coding region runs from base 468 to 1553 and encodes 361 amino acids. The record is from RefSeq and is a predicted model, not a curated record. The transcript is spliced from 3 exons. Gene Ontology annotation, biological process: anterior/posterior pattern specification; regulation of neurogenesis; regulation of transcription by RNA polymerase II.